Messenger RNA from Pyricularia grisea, 240 nucleotides. RefSeq lists its product as uncharacterized. The transcript has a single exon. The record is from RefSeq and is a predicted model, not a curated record. Lineage: Eukaryota; Fungi; Ascomycota; Sordariomycetes; Magnaporthales; Pyriculariaceae. Bases 1 to 240 code for a protein of 79 amino acids.
AUGGCCGACCUAUACCCCUUCAAGGAUAAGGUUAUCGCAAUCACUGGAGCAAGCCGAGGGACCGGCCUGGCCACGGCCCGCUACCUCCUCCUGCGCGGGGCCAAGGUGUCCAUGUGUGCCACGAGCGCAGAAAAUCUCCAAAAGGCAGUGGUAGGGAUCGAAGAGGAUAUUUUAAAUGUCCAGGACCGCAUCACGACCCACGUCGUGGACGUUUGCAAGCCCAAGGAGGUCAAGGCGUGA